AUGAGUUGCUUCGACAUUCGUGAUUUCUCCCAGCUCGUGGAUCGAGCUUCGAUCUACGAGGAAAGCCUGAAAGAGAAUGCGGCUGAGUACGCGGAUCAGAAGAGGAGGGCCCAAGGACCUGGUACUUUGGCAAUGGGAGCCGGGCCAGCUAAGAGGAUGGUAGUGGGGAGCUUUCCACCCCAGAGAAUGGCAACUGGGACUUGCUAUCGGUGCAGCCAGUUUGGUCAAUUCAGCAAGGAUUGCGUGGGCAAAGGAGGUGCUCAGAAACUUUUGGCGCCAGGGCAAGUUUACGCGCUUGUUCCAGGAGAGUCGGAGGGAGGAUUGGAAGUAGUGACAAGUACUGUCCCUAUACUUGGAUUUGAAGCUUCAAUUUUGAUUGAUUCAAAGGCUACCCACUCUUUUGUAUCUAUUAUGUUCGUAAGACUGUUUAGACUUGUAGUACGAACUUUGGAACCUGGUCUUGCUGUAACUACUCCCGUAGAAAAAACUGUAGUUUGUAAGCGUGUAGUUUGCAAAUGCCCUGUUAGCAUAUGUGGAAGACAAGUCACGCUUAGACCGUGGGGAGAAGGAGAAGUAACGUACGUUGGAUCACGAGUGAGGUCUGUACCUCCAACUAUUUCUGUCGUUCGAGCCAGGAAGCUUAUUUUUGGAGGAGGGCAGAUGUUUUUGGCAUUUGUUAUCGCCCUAGCGAAGGAAGAAAAGAAGGACCUACAAGACAUCCCUAUGGUACGAGACUAUCCGGAUGUCUUUUCAACAGACUAUUCUAGAUUGACACUAGAGAGAGAGGUUGAAUUUGGAAUAGAGUGCGUGCCAGGCACUAAUCCUACAUCUAAGGCACCAUAUAGGAUGACACCGUUAGAGUUGAAGGAGCUAAAGGAACAGCUCUAA
Messenger RNA from Corylus avellana, 888 nucleotides. NCBI's taxonomy places the organism in Eukaryota, Viridiplantae, Streptophyta, Magnoliopsida, Fagales, Betulaceae. The record is from RefSeq and is a predicted model, not a curated record.